UCUUCGCAUCAAUUCAUCUCUCAUCAACGUGAACAAAAUGUCUAAGCCUCAGGUCUUCUUCCAGGUAACUGGCGCCAGUGGUACACCCUUCGGGCGUAUCGUGAUGGAGCUGGACAACGACGUAGUGCCAAAGACUGCCGAGAAUUUCCGUGCUCUGUGCACUGGCGAGAAAGGAUUUGGUUACAAGGGCUCGACCUUCCAUCGUGUCAUUCCUCAAUUCAUGCUUCAGGGCGGUGACUUCACCAGAGGAGACGGCACUGGUGGCAAGAGCAUCUAUGGCGAGAAGUUCGCCGAUGAGAACUUCAAAAGCAAACACACCGGCCCUGGAAUACUGAGUAUGGCUAAUGCUGGGCCAAACACCAACGGCAGCCAGUUCUUCAUCUGCACUGAGACAACUGGUUGGCUCGAUGGCAAGCACGUCGUCUUCGGUAGGGUCAUUGAAGGUAUGGACGUAGUCAAGGCUAUUGAAGGACAGGGCAGCAAGAGCGGCCAGACAAAGCAGAAGAUUGUCAUUUCCGACUGUGGUCAGUUGUAAGUCUCGACCAUGAAUAUCGGGUCGUUUUGUCCUACGACAAGUGAAGGGUGAACGUCUAGUAGUCUAGGCCUAGCAACAGCACGAAAUUAUCCAUAAAAAUUGACAAUAUGGGUCUAAGACUUCAUCGUUGUUAUAUUUGCAUCAUUUGCCACCAUUGUGUCUAUCUUAAUGUGCGAUUGAGGUCCACACUCGUGGUGAUUUCACUAUUACAUUCA
Messenger RNA from Pseudovirgaria hyperparasitica, 750 nucleotides. Its product is annotated as cyclophilin A. The coding region runs from base 38 to 535 and encodes 165 amino acids. Gene Ontology annotation, cellular component: intracellular membrane-bounded organelle. The record is from RefSeq and is a predicted model, not a curated record. Gene Ontology annotation, molecular function: peptidyl-prolyl cis-trans isomerase activity. The transcript has 3 exons. Gene Ontology annotation, biological process: protein folding; protein peptidyl-prolyl isomerization. Lineage: Eukaryota; Fungi; Ascomycota; Dothideomycetes; Acrospermales; Acrospermaceae.